AUGCUCCUGCUCCUGCUCCUGCUCCUGCUCCUGCUCCUGCUCCCUCGCCCUCUCCUCCUCUCUCCAACUUUCGACAACUCGAUGAUGAUGCAGCAGGAUUCGAGGAUUCAGCGCGCGGUGCAGAUCCUUGUGUGCCUUAGCUUAGCGCGAGCCGUCUUGAUCGCUGUCGGCCUGUGCGUUCUCGGGGGGCUGCUUGUCUGCAUUCAAAUCCAUCGCUGGAUCUCGAGCAGGGGGGAGGCAAAGGAAACAUUGCAGCACAGGUACAACCAGGCCGUCUCAGCCGUCAGCGUGUCAGGAGAGUCGUUGGUGUACGACGCCGUCGUUGCCGCUAUCCUGAUCCUCCUGGUCCCUUGGAUGUUCGGCGUGACGAUCUUCGGAGACAACGUCCUUGCGUUGUUUUGGUGGAUGAGACCGGAGUCCCGGGAUCCGGAGGAGGAGAGGAGGAGAGUCUGCGGGAGGGCUGCAGCUGCAGGGAGGAAGUUUACAUCUCUGAUGAAGUAUGAAACGCCUACAUGA
This is a messenger RNA of Guillardia theta CCMP2712, 516 nucleotides long. RefSeq lists its product as hypothetical. NCBI's taxonomy places the organism in Eukaryota, Cryptophyceae, Pyrenomonadales, Geminigeraceae. The transcript has a single exon. The record is from RefSeq and is a predicted model, not a curated record. The coding region runs from base 1 to 516 and encodes 171 amino acids.